GGGAACGGGCGUUCUACCGUGCCAUGGACCCCGGUGGCUCCGGUGCCUCGUGGAGAUGGCGCACUGGAGCGCGUUGGAUUUGCGGAGCAUGCGCUCCUUGCAGUCGCAGUCCAGGUCUCAACAGCGGAUCCUGAACUCUCAGGCUUCCUUGCGGCAACGGGUCCUUGCCUCUAACCAAGCCAGCAACGUGGUGAGCGGCCAGGCCAAAGCGCCGCCUGAAAACGAGGUGGAUGUCCUCUCGCGCUUGAGCGAAGAGGAGCUGUGCAACCUUGUAAAGUCACCUCCCGCCUUGGAAGCAGGUGAUGAACAGGCGAAACUGAAUUUGCUGAGUAUGGAUCGAACACCAUUGAGAUCCACGGUCUCCUGUCCAGAAUGGAUGCUGGUGCACAUCUACAAUCUCAGCGAGACCUUCGUGGGGGCCAACCAGGUCCUAACCUUCUCCGAAGGGCUGGCCAUUGGUGGUGCCUUCCAUGUGGGAGUCGAGGUUUACGGUGCCGAAUGGUCCUACGGUGUCUAUGGUGUGGCCUGCGACCCGCCACGCGCCGAGACGGCGCACGUCUACGAGUGCAGCGUCUUCGUGGGGGCCACCGCAAAGGAUCCGGAACAAGCUGCGGAAGUCCUGUUCCGCCUUUGUCAGGAAUGGCAUGGCCGGAACUACGACGUUCUGAGCCACAACUGUUGCAGCUUCGGCCGCAGGUUCGUGGAGGAGCUGGGUGUAGGGCCCAUGCCUUUAUGGAUCGAUCGCUUCGCGCGGACGCUCCAUGGUGGACGGGAUGCUGUUCGCCACGCAGGUAAAGCGAUUUACCGCGGUGUCAUGGAGGACGUGCCUGCCAUGGCGGAGGUGGCCCGUCCCCACGUGGAGCGCUACGUCUCCGAUGCCUCGGCCUUUGCGGCGCGGAAGCGACAGCAGGCCAGCCAGAAACUACACCAAGUAGUGAUGCACGACAUGCCUGCGAUGAUCGAGACGGCCCGGCCGCACGUGGAACAGGCGGCCUUUGAGGUGCAAAAAGCAGCGCAGCAGAAGGCGCAGGAGGGCUACGAGGUGAUGCAGAAGGUGGUUCAGGAGGAUGCGCCCAAAGCCAUGGCGGCGGCGCAGCCCUAUGUGGAGCAAGCGAUGAACACUGCCAUGUAUCACGGCUCCAACGCCAUGAGCAGUGCCCAGGAGGCCAUGCAAAUUGCUGCGGAGGCCUUGCACCAGCAGCUGUUUGGCGAGGAAGAGAGCUCCAGUGAGGAUGCAUCACCGGAGGCGAUGGAAGCUGAACAGAGGCCAAUGGCACCCAUGGCACCGAUGGCACAGGCAAUGCCCACGCCAGGGUCGCUUCCAAGGACUAGCGAUCCACUGCCCGACGCCGCGCCCUUCAGAGCGAGCUCGUUGCAGGGCUCCAGUGAGGCUGCGCAUCUGGGAUUUACCCGACCGCUGCCAUAUGCGCAUCCGACUAGCGAUCCACUGCCCAACGCCGCGCCCUUCAGAGCGAGUUCACUGCAGGGCUCCAGUGAGGCUGGGCAUCUGGGAUUUGCCCGACCGCUGCCAUAUGCGCAUCCGCAGAUGUUGCAAAGUCCAACUGCUGCUGUCGCCCCCGUUCCUCAGCAGGUUGCCGCCACGUCGCAGCCUCCCAGGAGGUUCAUCAGCGCUGCUUCUGCCGAGGAUGCGCGGCUCAUGGUGCCGGGGCUCGUUAGCGACGCUGUCAGGCAGAAUCAGGUUCAAUGGCCGGCUCGCAUGCAUUCGGCGACACCACGGCCGCAACAGGUUUCCUGGAUGCCUCCCCUACCACGGCCACCUGUGCCACCUGGGCCACUGCCGAUGCCCAUGUCGGCCACGGCCAUGCCGGCGCCGGCGCCGGCGCAGGGGUCAAGGCCGGGCUGAAAGUAGGAAGAUCCUGUUGGACAUGGUUUAACAUUGUUUAAC
Molecule: messenger RNA, 1906 nt
Organism: Cladocopium goreaui
Lineage: Eukaryota; Dinophyceae; Suessiales; Symbiodiniaceae
Source: the annotation of a GenBank genome assembly